Molecule: messenger RNA, 1922 nt
Organism: Cynara cardunculus var. scolymus (artichoke)
Lineage: Eukaryota; Viridiplantae; Streptophyta; Magnoliopsida; Asterales; Asteraceae
Product: alpha-aminoadipic semialdehyde synthase-like
Exons: 13
Coding region: 177-1922 (581 amino acids)
Cellular component (GO): cytoplasm
Molecular function (GO): saccharopine dehydrogenase activity
Source: RefSeq, a predicted model, not a curated record
AUUCUGAAACAGUAUGGCAAAUUCCUUUUCAAGUAAUUUCCUAAGUAUGUUGUUGUUCAGUAUGAUGUUUGCAUUAUUUUUAGGUUAUAUCAGCUAAUGGAAAUUUACUGCUAUUGAUUUUCAGGGAACUGUCAAAGGACGUUUCUAACUUUGGAUCUAAUUGGAAGAGAUACACCAUGCUGGUUUCUCUUAGUGGUCAUCUUUUCGACCAGUUUCUGAUUAAUGAGGCCUUGGAUAUUAUUGAAGCUGCUGGUGGCUCCUUUCAUCUAGUCAAGUGUCAAGUGGGUCAAUGUACAGACUCUAUGUCUUACUCAGAACUUGUAGUUGGUGCAGAUAAUAGUGUGGUCCUUGAUAAAAUAGUUGAUACUUUGACAUCCAUAGCAAAUCCAAAGGAAGAUCAUGGAGUUCCCAAAGGGAAAACAAAUUCAUUUGCACUGAAAGUUGGCAAAGUGAAGGAUAGUUGUGUCAAGUUGGGAUAUGAUUCCAAAAAGAAGAAUGUGGUUCUUGUAAUAGGCGCAGGACGGGUUUGUCAACCUGCUGUUGAACUUUUGGCAUCAAUUGGAAGCAAUUCAUCUCCCGAAUGGAUAAAAUCAUGUAGGAUAGCUGAAUUUGAGGAGCAGAACUAUGUUCAAGUUAUAGUUGCAUCUCUUUUUCUGAAGGAUGUAGAGGAGAUUAUUGAAGGUAUUCCAAAUGCAACAGCACUUCAGCUGGAUGUCAUGGAUCAUGAUAGUCUCUAUAAGUGCAUCUCCCAGGUCGAUAUUGUUAUCAGUCUUUUGCCUGCAAGUUUUCAUUGUACCAUAGCUAAUGUCUGCAUUGAGCUUAAAAAGCAUCUUGUCACUGCUAGCUAUAUUGAUGAUACAAUGAGCAAGCUACAUGAAGCAACCAAAGAUUGUAGCAUUACCAUUCUUGGUGAAAUGGGCUUGGAUCCUGGAAUAGAUCAUAUGAUGGCAAUGAAGAUGAUCAACCAAGCGCAUGCCCGAGGUGGGAAAAUCAAGUCUUUUGUAUCCAACUGUGGGGGUAUUCCUUCUCCGUCAGCAGCAAAUAACCCAUUAGCUUAUAAGUUCAGCUGGAAUCCAGCAGGCGCUAUACGAUCUGGGCGCAAUCCUGCCACUUACAAACAAGCAGGAGGAAUUGUACAUGUUGAUGGGGAUAAUAUAUAUGCUUCAGCCACAAAAUUUCGGAUACAUGAUUUUCCGGCUUUUGCACUGGAGGUCCUACCCAAUCGCAACUCCUUAAUUUAUGCAGAUAUCUAUGGUAUAAUAAAUGAAGCAUCGACCAUCUUUCGUGGCACUCUUCGUUAUGAAGGGUUUGGUGAAAUAAUGGGUUCACUGGCAAGAAUUGGUUUCUUUGAUAGUGAAGUUCGUUUGAUCCUCAGAAAUAAAGAUAGGCCUACAUAUAGAACAUUUCUAUAUGAACUUUUAAAGAUUCAAAGCAGGACCUCUGAUGAACCGGUGAAGGCAGAGAAGCUUAUCACAGAUAGGCUACUAGCACUUGGAAUCUGCAAAGAGGAUGGAGCUGCAACCAGGACAGCUAAAGCAAUUUUAUUUUUGGGAUUUAACGAGCCAACAGAGGUACCUUCAUCAUGCCAAAGUGCAUUUGAUGUGACUUGCCUCCGCAUGGAAGAAAGAUUAGCCUACACUAGCACUGAACAGGACAUGGUUCUUUUGCAUCAUGAAGUAGUGGUAGAUUUCCCAAAUGGUCGCCCUACUGAAAACCAUCAGUCUACCUUAUUGGAAUUUGGGAGGACCAGGAACGGGAAAGCAAUCAGUGGCAUGGCCCUCACUGUUGGGAUUCCUGUAGCAAUUGGAGCUCUGCUUCUACUUGCAAAAAAGAUUACACGUACUGGUGUCUUACGACCUAUCGAUCCAGAAGUUUAUGAGCCUGGUAAUUUUUUGUGGUUACAGUUCUGCUUUGGGUUAUAA